CUCACCUGCCAUGACAUCUAAUCUUCAAAAAGACACAACUUUGACAAAAAUAUUCGUCGGUGGACUACCUUAUCAUACUACAGAUGAAAGUUUACGUUGUUUUUUUGAUCAAUUCGGCCCAAUCGAUGAAGCUGUGGUUAUCACAGAUCGUCAAACUGGAAAAAGUCGAGGAUAUGGAUUUGUAACUAUGACUCGUACAGAAGAUGCCCUGCUAGCGAUUCGUGAUCCAAAUCCAUGUAUUGAUGGUCGGAAAGCGAAUGUGAACUUGGCCGUGCUUGGAGCUAAACCUCGUCUUAUGCCUGGAACUAACCCUGCAAUGCCGCCAUUUUUCCCGCUUCAAACUGGGUUGCCAAUGGAUCCGAGUCAGGCGGGUCUUUUCAACAAUCCAGCAGCUGCUGCCGCGGCAGCUGCACUUGUCAACAACCCUUUAAUGAAUCCGUUAGUGAAUGCAAGUCUACUCACAGGUUUCAAUCUACCCAACGCCAGUGGACUAUCACCAAACAUCAACGGUGGACUUUUACAAACACCGACUAAUCAUCCCCAAAUGUCACCAAUAUCUGAUCCAACUGUUGAUAAUCGACUACAAGCACAACUGUCAUUGAAUCCACUUGCUAGUUUGAAUUAUUUACUGAAUAUUUCAAAUGCAACAGGGAAUCCUUCACCUACUGCUACCGCAGCGGCUCUAGCAGCAACAGCCAAUGGAAAUCAAGCAAAUAUAUCGCCUGCUGCUUUAGCUCUUCUAAUGUCUGCCUAUGGGCAAGGAGCGAAUGGUUUAAACACUGGUUUACCGACAAACACUUCAUUCGUUGGCGUACCAUCUGUCAGUCAUCCAUCGAUAAAUGCCACUAGUUUACCUACGACAAGUUUAUUGAACUUGAAUUCCACUACUGCAAAUACAACCGGCCUAAAUGUUCUGACUGGAAGCCAUUCGGUAUCACCAUUCUGUAGAACAUUUACACCAGAAGUUUCAGCCAAUGACUUGAAUGCCUACUCUGCUGCUAUGGCUUAUCAACGAUUACUAAAUAUGGCAUCAAGUUAUCAAACCAUUCCGCCGUCCUUACUGACGUCAGUUAAUCCAAUCAACUCAUUAUCAGGCGCUAUGAUUAAUAAUCCAUUUCCCAGUAUUCCAAAUCAAACAAUGAACUAUGCGAACAGCAAUAAUAAUAAUAGUAACGCGAAUACUGCUAACAAUAAUAAUAAUGGUAUCAGUGUUUCAAUGGACCACCAGCCGAAUUCAAUACCACUAGCAUUUCCGGCAACAUCGCGUAAUUUAGUUACUUAUACAACGGAUCUGAACGGUACAUCAUAUGAUUAUGGGAAUCAUUCACAAGAGUUGACGGCUAAUAUGCAUGCGACGCAUCAUCCCAGCACAAGCACUACACCACCACCAGCACUACGUGAAAAUAUCGAAUGCGGUGUUAAUGCUUCUAUGAAUUUCUAGAAGUUUAGCAGAAAUAAUAAAUAGCAUGAAAAUUGUCUCUUUCUCUCUUACUGUUCAAGGUGAUCAAUGUAAAAAGUGUUUACUUCUUUUUGUUAAUUAAUUAUGGCGCGUUAAACGAAUAAUGCAUCCUUGUAAUCUAAUUGGUUGUGUGCUAGCCUUUAUUGAUGAGUGUAUUCAGUGUUAAUACUUCGCUUACUUUCUUCUUCUUGUUGUUGUUGUGAUGUUGACAAAAUGAAACUGUGAUCCUCUUUGUGUCUUUUUUUUCACUCUUCCGUUUUUCUCUCCUUUCCUUUCGUAUAUUAAUGUAAUUUUAGUAACUUCUCCAUGUGUUACAUAAUUUUCGUACUUGACUUCUUUAACUUUGAAUAAUUUCUCUCCUAUGCCAUAUCCUAUGGUCAACCUCCCCCCAUUUGCCGACUUUUGUCUCAUCAUCUUCAUGCGACUAUUUAUAGAUGUGCUUAAACGUGUGUAUUCGUUUGCACAAAGUGAUGUCGAGUUCAGUGCGCGUGUAAACUUUCACGAUUCACCGAGUAUAAUGGA
Messenger RNA from Trichobilharzia szidati, 1981 nucleotides. The record is from the annotation of a GenBank genome assembly. NCBI's taxonomy places the organism in Eukaryota, Metazoa, Platyhelminthes, Trematoda, Strigeidida, Schistosomatidae.